Molecule: messenger RNA, 1192 nt
Organism: Populus trichocarpa (black cottonwood)
Lineage: Eukaryota; Viridiplantae; Streptophyta; Magnoliopsida; Malpighiales; Salicaceae
Exons: 6
Coding region: 61-1032 (323 amino acids)
Source: RefSeq, a predicted model, not a curated record
AAGACUUUAUAACUAACUACAAGCCUCCAUAUUUCAACUCGAGCAGUGUAAAACUCAUUCAUGGCUUCCACAAAGGAGCAAUCUCCAUACACAAACUUUCAACGACGAGAGGAACCUGAGUUCAAUUUAAGAGAAUGGGAAUUCAGGGCUCAAAUCAGCCGCGAACACACGAGAUCAAGAAGGUUUUCAGGAUCAAAUAUCAGAAGUUUUAGAGAAGAUGCAAGGUCUUUUAGAUCAAACAUUACUAUUUCUAGCACUGCCUCAUCUCCUGGCUACUCCAUAAGAGAAGAGAUUGACCCCUCAACAUACUCAUUCACCACAGCUCUUAAAGCAUUGCAAGCAAGGUCAGGAUAUUAUAACAGUUGGGAAUGCUCAUCACCAGAUGGAUUUGCUUUACAUUCCAAAUGGAAUGAAGCAGAGAAAUAUAUAUGCAACCCGCUUUCAGGAGAGGUACCGAUGGAGUGUUUAUCAGCUAAAACACUAAGUGGAAGAUCAUUUCGAAACUUAACAAACAGAAUCACAAUGUCUGCACCUCUUGUUUACUCUAAUCAUUCGCGGCAAAUCCAGACAAAGACUACUACUUCUAUUGCUGCACAUGACGAUAUUGUCAAUCAUUUUCCAAUUAAAGAAGAUAAGAUGGAGGGCAUGCUGAACACUAGAGAUGUCGGGACUCAAAGCACUCCUCCUGACGUCAGUUCAUCAAGUAGUCCUAGUCCAGCUUCAACGCCUUCGAUUAUAGAGAGAAAGAGAUGUGAAGUAGAAGGUGGAGGCACCCCUAAUUGUAAUUCAAAGCUGAAAGCUCAAGGACAGGUUCAGGUAAAGGAAACAAGAGGGAAAGAAGAAAGCACAGAAAAUGAGAGCACUAGAGAGGAAAGUCAGAACAGAAAGGAUGAGAAAAUGUGGAUGUGCAGCAUCAGGAAGCAAGGUGGAUGCUUAUCAUGGAUGAGAAAAAGGCAGAGGGAGAGACACAAACCAAGAAACAGCAACAUUUUCUCUUUUAACGUGAAGGGUGCUGCUAAAAAGGAGAGCUAGAGAUGGUAGUGAUGCUGUGUUUUAUUCCUUAGCUCUGAAAAUGGCUGACAGCUUUUGGGGUCACGUGCACUCCUUUGUUUAUUGCUUCAGAAUGGAUAGAUUCUUCUCUCUCCCAUGUAAAAUUCACCAACAAAUAAUUAAUGGGAAGGAUUUUUGAGUU